Oldenlandia corymbosa var. corymbosa is the source of this 411-nucleotide messenger RNA. NCBI's taxonomy places the organism in Eukaryota, Viridiplantae, Streptophyta, Magnoliopsida, Gentianales, Rubiaceae. The record is from the annotation of a GenBank genome assembly.
AUGGAAAAUCCAUUCGGGCCUUCUCAAUCGCAUGAUCACGCGGAAAGUUCGAGCCACCCCGAGCAAGAGAAUGUGGGAGGAGGGGAGGAUGUGGGAGGAGAGGAUGUGAGAGGAGGGAAGGAUGGUGGAAGAGAGGAUGUGGGAGGAGGGGAGGAUGUUGGAAGAGAGAAUGUGCGAGGAGGGGAGGAUGUUAGUUCUUCUCUCGGAUCUCACUCCCUACACGAAGAAGAUCCACUCUUCACCAUUACACUAGGAGACCCCUUGCAAGUUCUAAACGUGGUGCCACUUGAGACUAUUAGGCCACAACCGGAGGAACCAAUUGUUCGCAAAUCCGACAGGUCGCGCCACGCGGCACUUAAAUACACCCCGCCAACUAUUCCUAAAAGAGGAAAAAAAAAUAAUAUAGAUUAG